AUGUCAGUAGCAACUAAUGUAACCAAUAAUUCCACACAACUUGUUCGUACUAAUUGGCCAGGAAUGAAUUCAACAGAGUCAUCUCCAACAUCUCAAAACUCAUCAGUAUCAAUUACUACACCUUUAAUACCAAUAACAUCAUCCUCACCAUCAACAACAACAAUAAUAGAUCAAAAUAAUAAUACAAAUGCAAUGGUAACAUCACCAAGAUCUAAUAAUAAUAAUAAUAAUAACAAUAGCCGUAUAUGUAUCCAUCCAACACAAACGAUGGCGUUAGAACGAACCAUUCAAACAUAUCCAUUAACAAAUUAUACAUUUGGUACAAAAGAUGCUUUAUACGAACGUGAUAGUUCUGUUCAAGCAAGGUUUCAACGUAUGCGAGAAGAAUUUACAACGAUGGGUAUGAGACGUAGUGUUGAAGCUGUUUUAUUAGUUCAUGAACAUAAUUUACCGCAUGUACUACUUCUUCAAUUAGGUACAACAUUUUUUAAAUUACCUGGUGGAGAACUGAAUCCCGGUGAAGAUUCAAUUGAAGGUCUUAAACGCUUAUUGAAUGAAACAUUAGGAAGACCAGAUGCUACGCAGCAAAAUAAUUGGCUUGUUGAAGAUGUCAUAGGGAAUUGGUGGCGUCCUAAUUUCGAAGCACCACGCUAUCCAUAUGUACCAGCUCAUAUAACUAAGCCAAAAGAACAUAUUCGAUUAUAUCUUGUUCAACUUGGCGAAUCAUCGAUGUUUGCAGUUCCACGUAACUAUAAAUUAGUUGCUGCACCACUAUUUGAAUUAUAUGAUAAUGCGUCUGGUUAUGGUCCCAUUAUAUCAAGUUUACCACAGGCACUUAGUCGAUUCAACUUUAUUUAUAAUUAA
Messenger RNA from Rotaria socialis, 864 nucleotides. NCBI's taxonomy places the organism in Eukaryota, Metazoa, Rotifera, Eurotatoria, Philodinida, Philodinidae. The record is from the annotation of a GenBank genome assembly.